CUGCUGAGCUUGAGUGACGAAAUCUCCUUUAAUAUAGAUCAUCUAGGAAAAUACAGGGUAGAAUGUUAGCUCAGUUAAUUUUGAACUUCCAUAUAUAUAUAUCUGUGAUUCUUCUUAACACCUUUACCACCCUAUCCUCUUUUUUCUUAUAGACUUUUUAAGGGACUUUAUUCUGAUCUCACUUGUAUUUUUCUUUCCAUAGAAUGGAUAGAAUGACAGAAGAUGCUCUUCGCCUGAAUCUGUUGAAGCGGAGCUUGGACCCAGCCGAUGAGCGAGAUGAUGUCCUGGCCAAGCGACUCAAAAUGGAGGGGCAUGAGGCCAUGGAACGUCUGAAAAUGUUGGCACUGCUCAAACGGAAGGAUUUGGCAAAUCUGGAGGUGCCACAUGAUUUGCCCACCAAACAGGAUGGCAGUGGUGUCAAGGGCUAUGAAGAGAAACUUAAUGGGAAUCUCAGGCCUCAUGGAGACAGCAGGACUUCUGGAAGGCCAGGCAAAGAAAACAUCAAUGAUGAGCCUGUGGAUAUGAGUGCUAGACGGAGUGAGCCAGACCGAGGAAGGCUAACUCCCUCCCCAGACAUCAUUGUUUUGUCUGAUAAUGAGGCUUCCAGUCCCCGUUCCAGCUCCCGAAUGGAAGAAAGACUCAAAGCAGCCAACCUAGAGAUGUUUAAGGGGAAAGGCAUUGAGGAACGGCAGCAGCUCAUCAAGCAGCUGAGGGAUGAGCUGCGAUUGGAAGAAGCUAGACUGGUGCUGUUAAAGAAACUGAGACAGAGUCAGCUACAGAAAGAGAACGUGGUCCAGAAGACUCCAGUUGUACAGAAUGCAGCAUCUAUUGUUCAGCCAUCUCCUGCCCAUGUAGGACAGCAAGGUCUAUCCAAGCUUCCCUCUCGGCCCGGGGCCCAAGGGGUUGAACCUCAGAAUUUGAGAACAUUACAGGGUCACAGUGUCAUCCGUUCAGCGACCAAUACCACCCUCCCACACAUGUUGAUGUCUCAACGUGUGAUUGCACCAAACCCAGCCCAGUUACAGGGUCAGCGGGGCCCACCUAAGCCUGGCCUUGUACGCACCACAACACCCAAUAUGAAUCCCGCCAUCAAUUACCAGCCGCAGUCAAGUUCUUCUGUUCCCUGUCAGCGCACAACAUCCUCUGCCAUCUAUAUGAACCUUGCCUCCCAUAUCCAGCCAGGGACCGUGAACAGAGUGUCCUCACCACUUCCUAGCCCCAGUGCCAUGACUGAUGCUGCCAACUCACAGGCUGCAGCCAAAUUGGCUCUUCGCAAACAGCUGGAAAAGACACUCCUGGAGAUUCCACCCCCUAAACCACCUGCUCCCUUGCUUCACUUCCUGCCUAGUGCAGCCAAUAGCGAGUUCAUCUACAUGGUAGGCUUGGAAGAAGUCGUACAGAGUGUCAUCGACAGUCAAGGGAAAAGCUGUGCCUCACUUCUGCGGGUUGAACCAUUUGUUUGUGCUCAGUGCCGCACAGAUUUCACCCCUCACUGGAAGCAAGAAAAGAAUGGUAAGAUUCUGUGUGAGCAAUGUAUGACCUCCAACCAGAAGAAGGCUCUAAAGGCAGAACACACCAACCGGCUGAAAAAUGCUUUUGUUAAAGCCCUACAGCAGGAACAGGAAAUUGAACAGCGAUUACAGCAGCAGGCAGCCCUUUCCCCUACUACGGCUCCAGCUGUGUCCAGUGUCAGUAAACAAGAGACCAUAAUGAGACAUCACACGCUUCGGCAGGCUCCACAGCCCCAAAGCAGCCUCCAGCGUGGCAUACCCACAUCUGCCCGUUCCAUGCUCUCCAACUUCGCACAGGCACCCCAGCUGUCUGUGCCAGGUGGCCUCCUUGGUAUGCCAGGUGUCAACAUUGCAUACUUGAACACUGGCAUCGGAGGACACAAAGCCCCCAGUUUGGCAGACCGACAGCGGGAAUAUCUUUUAGACAUGAUCCCUCCCCGGUCUAUAUCGCAGUCCAUCAGUGGACAGAAAUAACGCCUGUUCCACUUGUACUGCCCCAACCUUGAAUCCUUUACCCCUCUCCUCUCCCAUUGUCCCCAACUUCCGUCGCAUGCAGUGCCUGUACUGGUGCCUACCAUACACGGAAAACAAAACAGAAAAACAGAAGACAAAAAGUAGAAAUCAACAAGAAAACACAUGCCCUGCCCCGCCACCUCCCUUUUGUUUCACACUGCUGCGAUCUGUUCUUCUGCGGCUCUGUCUUCUCUUCAGUUUUCUUUAACACUGAGGUGGACCCUUGCCUCUGACAGAGGUCAGAAUGAGGUCCUGGGGAGAAAUGUAAGCCCUCUGACGUGUGUCUAAAGUUCGUUUUUAUGCUAUAAUUAUUAUCAUUUUUAAUGAUGUUGUGUGUCCUCCCUUUGUUCAGUGGACGGUUAAACCUUUUUAUUUCCCCCCUAGUAUUUUUCUUUUUAUCUUUAGUCUUUUUUUUUUUAAACACAAAUAACAUUCAGUUAAAUGAUAGCAUUGCAGUAGGGUCCCCAACUGCCAAGUAAGACAUGACCGAGAGUUUUAGGGGCAGAAAUUUUAAAUGCACUUAACCCAGGGUUGGGGGGGGCGGCAUCAAACAAGAAGGAACAGCACACUAGCUGUGGAGCAUCUCUUGGCUGGACAGUUCAGGAGGCAGUGUUUGGUAUUGAAGUUGGGCUCUCUAAGGAUGAGGGGAAAGAGCCUAGAAGGAGAAGCUUUAAAAGUUAACCACCCUGGAAUUGAUCCAUAAAGAAGGGGGAGAAGGGGGCACACUGAUGAGCAUAAUGUUGAACCAAGGAGGACUGAGACCAGGUCCUGGCCUUGUGGAUGCUGGGGAAGAAGAUUGGUCUCCUAACCCCAGUGGAGACAGAGAAGUAUAUUACAGGCCAACUAGCCCAAAAUUAUUUUGUCUUGCUUUCUUUGUAAAAUUCUCCCCUACCUGCACCUCUUUCUUUUCUUUUUUUGAACUCCUAGCCUGCCCUCAGUAACCACAGCCCACUGUAAUAUAGAGGAGUGGUGGUUCCCAGCCUGAUUUUGCUGGAUGUUCUGGAAUGGGCAUGAGUCAGAUGACAAAGGGAGGAGAUAGACUUAAAGGAAGGAAGAGGGGUUUCUCUCCCAACAGUUGAGACUUUCUCAUUCAUCUCUCCCUUCACCCUCUGAGUACCAGGAGAUGAGGGUGAGGGCACCUGGUCAGGUUGAAGCCCUGCCCUGACGCUGCUGCACUAACUGCAGAGCCAGCUGCUCAAACCAAACAAGUCAUGUCAAAACCAGUCCUGGACCUCUGUUCUGAAAGUAGUUGUCUUUUUUCUCCCCAGAAUUCUAUUAAUCGUGCUUUUUUUUUUUAAUUAAGUGCUACUAAUGUAGAGAAUGAAUUGAAUUGUGCAAUGUUGCUGUUCUGGGGAUUGGGGAGAUUAGCGUCCCAUUUGCCCACGCCGUGGGGGAAGAGGGAGGAGACCAGGCUGUUUUUGAGGUAAGCGAAGCCCCUUAAAGGUAGGAGUUUCUGCUCUCCUCAUAGUAUACACCCACCUGCCUCUCAGCUCUAGAAGCUGCCAGAGUUUGAGUAAGGGAUACUCUCAGCAGUGAGGUGUGAAGAGGAGUUUAACACUUUGCCCUUGAAAGCCACCUGGGGAAGUUCCCCCACGUUUAUUUUUUAAAAUUAAAUAAUUUUUUAAAGUAAGAAGGCACUUUUAAAGUUAACACACAUACAAACUGCACAUCUUCCCCGUAUAGUUUGGGGAUGGGAUGGGAGAAGGAGCUGGAAUCAGGCUCAGUUCCCCUGACACUGGCCUCUACUCCCCAUACUCCAGAGCCACUGUGGGUGAUUAUACUGGCCCUACGGGCCUUCCUGGCUUUUUUUCUUUCCUCCCUUCCCCCAGAUUCAUUGAGCACUUAAAAAGGAGUAGAGAUGCAGCCCGUGUCUGGGCUCCCUCAGUGGUGAAAUGAUGUGGAAGCUAGACGCUAGUAACAGGUAGUGAUGGGGUCGUUUCGAGUAUUUUUCUGGGGAACGUGGAACCCCUGACUGUAAGUGGUGGGAGAGGGAGGGGGGGUUAAUGGAACUGGGUCUGGGAUUAUUUUAAAAUUAUAUAUAUAUAUAUAUAAAGAUAUAUUCUUACAUCUUUUCUUUGCCCUCUGUGCUUUGAAAGCACUGGAGAAAUCGUUUGGUUUUGCUUUUCUCUCUUCCACGAAAUUGGAAGCUUUUUUAAAAAAUGUUUUCCCUGUAAGUCAUCUUGCCUUAUGGCAUGUCUGUCUAGCCUCUUCCUCACCGCCCCCCUCACCCAUGAUGAAGUGCCAUUUCUGUUAUGUCUCCCCUCCCCCAGCUCAGAGGUGCUCAGAGGUACAAGGUGCCCAAGUUUGUCAGUUGAGAUUAAAAGUAAGGAACAGAGAAUGUGCAAUACCGUCUGGCUAGGGGCCGUCCCUGCCCUGAGCUGAGUCCCUUCCCUGGGAGCCAGGCCACCUUUGAAUGGGGUUUGGAAGUUAAGAUGUGUAGAGAUGGGGAUGAUGAGGAAGGAAGGCCUGUAGUCAGUGCCUGCCAGGGUACUGAGGCGAGAGGGGAGAGGGUGGAGUCUUCCCUGUUUUUAUCCCCUCAGGGUCAGCUACGUAGAGGCUGCUUGUUGCUAGUAUAGCUCCAUGACCCUUUGCUCAGUCGCUGAGGUUUGAUUUCUUAUCUUCUCUUCUCCCCAUUUUCACACCUUUCCUAGGGAUUAGUGAUGGGGUGAGGUUCCCCUAAUCAUGGUAAAGUAUUAGCCUUCCACCUCCUCCCCUUCACCCCUCUACCCUGUCCUUCUGUCUUCCUCAUUUCUCUACUGUUUUCAUCACUGAUUGCCUCGUGUCCCUCCAAGUCUGUUGCUGUCCAUCCCCAGGUCUUGGGCCCUAUAGACACUAAACCUCAUGCCCUAAAGAUUGGAGGAAAGACCUUUUGCUCAGAGUUUUCCUUUACCCCUAGAGCAGUGAAGCUCAAGGUGAUACUAGAGUGAGCAUCCCACCAGCUCUGCCUGGCUUCCUCCAUCCCCAGAGGCUUUAAGAAUAGUUCAUGGACAGUGGCUUACUCCCUAGAAGCCUGAAACAGGGGUGGAUGAGCAGUAAGGCUUAGGUAAAGGUGAGGGACAGAGGUCCUUAUUUGUCAAUUUUUUUCUUUUUUUUUCUUUUCUUUCUUUCUUUCUUUCUUUCUAUUAUUUUUUAUUUUUAUUCUUUCUUUCUUUCUUUCUUUCUAUUAUUUUUUAUUUUUAUUUUUUAUUUUUUUUGUCAUUUGACCACAGCAUCUGGACUUCCUUCAUCCCUGGAAUAAGUAUUUUUUCCACAUUUUUGGAUGUAUGUAUGGUAGACAAUUUUUUUUAAGACACAGAGAUAAAUGUUUUCCUGCUUUGGUUACCUUUCCUUUCCCCUUUAAAAGGAAUUAGCUAUAGAACUGCUUUGUAAAGAUGCUUCUUGAUAUUUUACUUUUGUUCCUUUUCCCCAACCACUCCCUUUUCUCCCCGCUCCUCCAGAAGGCAUAACCUUCUUUCCACACCCCCCACCCCAACCCCAGUCCUAGGCUCCCUUCCCCUCCAACAAGACCUUCAUUAGCUUAUGAUAUUUGCUGCCGAGAUGUUAUAACAAGGACUCAUUCGUGUAUAUAAGCUAUUUCUUGAUCCAUUUAAAAAGAAUUGUACAUUGUGUAGAAAAAAAAAACCUGAAAAAGAGAAAAAAAAGCCCUAGCCAUGGAUAUUGUGAAACUGUGUUACGUCAUUUUGUAAUGUGCCCGUUUGUGUAUGAUCCGUGCAAAAGGGUUUCUGGGGAAGGGGAGGGGGUAGGGAGGCAGGGCUGUGGAGGGUGGGUAGGGGAGUGGGCCGGGCCCAGCACACUGAGACUGGCAGCUGCUCCAACCCCAUCCCUCCUUAGAGAUGCCACCUCCCCCACCACCCACCCCUAAUUUGUGCCUUGCCUCCCCACCCUGGAGUAGUCCCUCCGGGUCACCAGCACUGCCUUGGCAGAGCCCACUCCCUACCCUAACUUGCCCACCCUCCCUAUCCCCCAGCAUUAGGUUGAAACUGUGGGGAAGUGCUGGGGGUUGGGAGGUAGCCGAGGAAUGGGGCAGUUCCCGGGGGCAUUGAAACCAAGUAUUAUUAUGAAUUGUAAUUGUAUUUGCACUGUUUUUUUUCUCUGAUUGCAUCAGCAUAUAUACAAUAUACCUAUAUAACAAAAUUCAGUGUCAAGCUUUCUUAUGCAAGGGAUUUCCCCCACCCCCC
Vicugna pacos (alpaca) is the source of this 6202-nucleotide messenger RNA. The record is from RefSeq and is a predicted model, not a curated record. NCBI's taxonomy places the organism in Eukaryota, Metazoa, Chordata, Mammalia, Artiodactyla, Camelidae.